GGACGAACAGGGAUAGACACACAAUGGAAGAGCGUCUAUCGGUCCUUCUCUGUAUAGCUCUGUUGCCUAGUUUUAUAUUAGCUAUUGAUAAUAUUCUGGGAGACAAAGUUACAUUUCAAGAAACCGAGAAGUGUAAGACUAGCAGAGCCACACUGGUGUGGCUUAAAGACGGCAGCGAACGGCCGGUAGCUCGGUGGGAUGGAGUUUGGAAACCGGAGCAGGGUUACGAAGACAGACUGAGUCCAAACGAGUGUGUCAGCUUAAACCAGACAAACAUGAACGACAACGGACUGUACGUGUUAACCUGCGGCCCCGACUCCGAGACGCGGACAUCCCUGCACGUUGUCCCAGCCUCCGAGGCUCUGGUGUCAGAGGGAGAGCCGGGGAGACUUGAGUUCCACCACUUCACUGUAGGGAAACGGGGGGAGUUUAGGAUGGAAAGAAACGGAGAGCUUGUGUUGGAGCUGGACCUCUCCUCCGGGGAGAUGAGACAUGGGACAGGGUUUGAGGAUAGAUUAUCGGUGUCGCCAGGUUGGAAGUUGAGCGGAGACUUGACGGUGACGCUGCAGGACGUUAAGCCCGACGACCAAGGGGAUUUCUUCAUCUACGUCCAAGAUGAAGACGAAACGCGACCGAGGGAAGGUCUCUCAGCUGUGAGGCUGAAGAUCAGAGAGAAGAUCCCGGACCAGACCACCCGCACCCCGCCGACUGCAGCCGCAGGCAUAUGUCUGACGCAGAAAGAGAUGAUAACUUGGACCGUUGUCUGCAUUCUACUAGCUGUGGUUUUGAUGGCACUUGUCUUUUUCUGUUGUUGGUUGUGGCUGAGAUUCUGGAAACCAAAUGUCCCAUCUGGACCCGGUGGAGGAACAUGUCCGACUCCGACAGAUGGGACAGAUGUGGAGCUGCAACCCCUCACUGAGCCAUGCCCUCCUGGCUCUCACGUUAACGGCAGUCUGCGGCCUAAUGCAAAUGGUCAAUGAGUGUGUUUUAGGUUGUUGCAACUGAUGACAUAGAGCAGUGGUUCUCAAACUUUUUAUAAUAAUGUACCCCCUGGGAAAUAUUCUCUGAGCCAAGGACCCCCCAAAGCAUUUUUUGGUA
This is a messenger RNA of Sander lucioperca (pikeperch), 1098 nucleotides long. RefSeq lists its product as uncharacterized. Bases 24 to 980 code for a protein of 318 amino acids. Lineage: Eukaryota; Metazoa; Chordata; Actinopteri; Perciformes; Percidae. The transcript is spliced from 2 exons. The record is from RefSeq and is a predicted model, not a curated record.